AGAUCGAGGAAGGUGAAAACCUAAGCGGUUGUGGUCUCAAGUUUGUCUGAUUGUUGAGGAGUCGGAAAAGUAUUAUCAAAGAAGCCGAAGAUGUUAAAACGAGUUAGGAGGCGAUCGAGUAAACAUCAGCUCAUAGAAAAACCUGAAGAUUUAAGUAAUUCAGGGAAGAAAGACAGUCCAUCGAACGAAGAGGUUUUAGAAAGAAUUAUCUCGGAGCUUCGAACUGAGGUGACAACUCUUAAGGAACAGCUGGAACAAGAAAAGAAAGCCGGGAGUGAUGUGAAGAGUUUGAAAACACAACAAAUAUGUACUCUUACAUUUAAACUGGCAAAUGCAGUGAGACAGAGAGAGUUAGCCGAAGGAGAACUAGCUAAAGUGAAAAAAGAAAUGGAAGAGCUAAAAGAGGUGUUAGGAGCACAACAUGAGGAACUGAAGGCUGAGGGUGAGGAAGGUGGGAAUCAUGGCAGCGGGCAGCAGGAGGAAUCUGUCCCACAAGAGUGUGCUGUAGAAGAAACGAGCGAAGUAAACGAACAAGAAAAGAUAGCUAAAGAUGACACCAUAGUUUUGUCUUUUCCUGAAAAGGACGAAAGAAACGGACUGGAUGAUUUUGUGGAGAAUAGAGAGGUUUUUUCAUCUUUCGACAACAAAUGCGAUAAGCUUUUAAACGAUGACAGUUUGCAUGAAGACUGGCCAACAGAAGUACACAGUCAAGACAUUCCUUGUGUUAUUGGUUUAUUGAGUUCGUCAUUAGCAUUGACUGAUGAGGACUAUACAAAAGGGAAUUUGUCCAUUCGAGAUAAAAGUGAAGAUGUCCGCCAAGUUGAUGCAUCAUUGCAGAGUUCGUUGUCCGGACCGUCUGAUACAAAUGAGGAAAGUCCUAGAGAAAACGGUGAAGAACUGGAGAAGAUUCGGGAAGAUGUUUGCCAAGUACAGGAAAACGCAAUUAAAUUGUCAGACACAAGCUAUGAGUUGGUGGAGGAUACACAGAAUGCUACUAAACAGAAAAAUAAUACCUUAGAAACAUUAAGCCCAUGUUCAGUACAAAAAUUUCCGCGAAUUUUCUCAAAGAUUAUCGAGGAAGAUCAGAUUUCAUCCCCACCUACCCUUCCCAAGGCUACUGAUUACACAGAGGAAAAGUUUGGAACGUUACUGACGGAUAAUAGAGCAACUAAUCAGAGCCCUCUCUCGUUCUUUGGGGAGGCCGACGAAGAACCAGAUGUUCACCUUAAGGACUUUUUGAAAAAGGAAGGUGAAGAAAAUUUGACAAGCGGGCCCGGAACAGUGCAAGAGGGAACAACUUUAGAGAGUUUUCUCAAGAACGAACCGGUUCUCAAAGUUUUUGAAACUGGUGAUUACAAAAGUUCAGACAGGAUUUCCAUGAUUUCCAAUACUGCCGAAAAUGCCACAGAAAAUUACAUCCGAAAGGGCAGCGAAAACGAGUUCUUCUCCCAAACUGUGAGCCAAGAGGUCGAGGAUUUGAAGCAACAGUUAAAAAGUGCCAUGCAAAAGAUUGAAGAACUGAGAAUUGAAAACAAAGAAAUGAAAAAAGAAAUUGAAAACCUAUCCUCCUCAACAGCCGAGAAAGCAUUCCUUUUGAAAACAACAAAAUUUACGGAUCGAUUAUUGCGAGACAUGAAAGAAAGAGAAGCAAAGGUGCAUGUCCCUCAGCUUAGGUCAUCUGCCUCAGACAAAAUUGGAUUGGAAAGGGAAUAUGGUCAUACAGGACUCCCAGCGCAAAGUCAAGUUGGGUUAACAGGAGAUACUCGAAGAAAGACGUCCAUACCAUUGAAGAUCAUCGGCGAAAAAUUGAAAGAAAUCACAAGGUCAGUGGAAAAUAUGGCUAUGGAUCCAGAAUCAUGCGAAGAAACCUCCACAGAUGUCUGCAAGUCAUAUUUUGUGGAUUUGAAGUCGCCAUAUCGAAACUAUCCUUUUGAAAUGGAGGAGCCUUUAAUCAGACCAUCAGAAUCUAAAACAUUUAGUGCACAAAGCUCACCAUUUUAUCAAGACAAUCCAGGGCAAACGCAAAGGGGAUGUUAUACUUCUGUGCAGAAACUUGGGGAGGAGAAUCUAAUCUCUCCAAAAACAUUUCAGCAACAGCUCAUAGAGAGAGAUCAUGGCCAGGGAGAAAACGCGCUCAAACUUACCGAUGGACUCACGCAUGCGCCGGAACGGUGUGUCUAUGAAAGCCCCCGCCGCAGGUGGAAGCUUCAUGUCGAUGCUCCAGACUACGUUCAGCGGUACGUGGUCCGCUCUUCUACUCAUAUCGCUAACAUGCGAGACCUAAAACCAGAAGAAAUUGCUUUCUAUUCAAAGAAAACUUAUAAGUAAGCGGCUUGUCACUUCAGAUUUUGUUUACAUACAAACAUGAGAUUGGUCCAGCCUGCUUCCCUUUCACAGAGGUUUCCCACUUUUUACAAACAUUUGUGUCAUGGUGGCAUUGUCUU
Messenger RNA from Pocillopora verrucosa, 2444 nucleotides. NCBI's taxonomy places the organism in Eukaryota, Metazoa, Cnidaria, Anthozoa, Scleractinia, Pocilloporidae. The record is from RefSeq and is a predicted model, not a curated record.